UGGUUGGCAACCGUCACUAGGGAGCGCGGAGGGAGGACGCCCGGCCGCUCGGGAGUCCCGGAGGCAGGACGGCCCAAGGCUUUUGAGGAGUAAGGAAGGCCUCUAGGAAUCCACAGGAUGUCAGAUACAGAAGAAAAUCCCCCAGAGGAAACAGGAGAAAGUGUAGACACAGAAAAAGAAGAGGAAUAUAAUCCAAGUUCUGAAGAAGAAAAUCUGCAACAGAGUCUAACCGAAGACACAGUGUCGUGGGAGGAGCCUCAGGAGGAGGAGGGGCAGAUAGAAGACGGAAAGAGAGCGAGAGGGGAGGAAGAGGAACCUGGGGAGGGAGAGAAAAAGGGAGGGACCGUCACAAAACAAGCAGCAAAGAAGUCUAAAAAGCUGGUCAACUUGGAUGAUAUUGUCAUCAGCUCUGAGUCCUCCACAUCAGCAUCUUCACUGACUGAAACCUCACAAAGUAACGAGUCGUCCAUACACUCCCAAAGUCCUGAAGUAAGCGAGAUGUUCAGAGAGGUCAGUCCGAACAUUGAAAUUACUGAAGCAGCUGCCGUCGGGUAUGAGGAGGGAGAGAUGGAGUCUCUCAGGUGGAAGUUACUGCAGGAAGUUAAGGAGGAAGCCAAGAGGGAGUCCGGACUCUCAGCCCAAGAUCGGAGAGACAGAGGAUCAAGAAACUCGGGAAAGCUGUCCUUCCUUCUCUCGGAAGAAGGGCAGAUAUCAUCCCAGUUCAAAGGGAGUACCAAGAUGUCCAUGGUGUCCACCUCCACAGAAGACACCUUGUUCCAGAAGGAAGAGGUCUCCAAGGUGUACCCUUUGACCAUGACCUGGUCCUUUGGAUGGAACAGUUUCCUCCCCGUCUACUACAUCCGGGAUAACCAGAGAGUCAUCCUCUACAUCUGUGCGCACACCGCCAUCAUUUACAACGUCUUCAAGAAUACACAGUACCACCUUCAGGGCCACCCUAACAUCAUCUCCUGCCUCUGUGUCAGCGAAGACAGGCGAUGGGUCGCCACAGCAGACAAAGGACCGGACUGCCUCAUAAUUAUAUGGGACUCCUUCACAGGCUACAUUGUCACAGGUGACAUUAAGGGCAGCAUCAAGUUCUACGACCACACCCUGUCUGUUGUCAACUGGUACAGUAACUUCAAACUAGGUGCCAUCAGGACUCUGUCCUUUUCAAAGGCCCCGGCAAGUCCGCCUACCGAGAAAUCCAACCUCCCCAUAGACUGCACUUUAAAAGGUGACCUUUUCGUCGUCAGGAAUUUUAUUAUCGGAACAUUUGAUGCCACCGUGUACCACAUGACGGCAGAUGGCACCAAACUUGAGAAGCUCUUUGUGGAGCCUAGAGAUGCCGUCUAUGCCAUCUCCUGCCACCCGUACCAACCCCUCAUCGCGGUUGGAAGUGUCUGUGGGAUGAUCAAGGUGUGGGACUACGAAAAGAAGAUGUAUCUGUUCAGCAGGGCCUUCGAGAAGGGGCUUGGGGUCCAGAGUCUGACCUACAACCCCGAAGGAUCCCUGCUUGGAGCUGGAUUCACUGAGGGGACAGUUUAUAUUCUCGACGCGAUGUCUCUAGAAAAUGAAAUUCCAGAGCCCUUCAAAUAUUCCAGAACGAGUGUGUCUCACGUCAGCUUCUCCCAUGACUCCAACUACAUGGCGACGGCUGAUGUCAGUUUCACCGUGGCCGUGUAUAAGGUGGUGGUCAUAAACGGCCAGAGGGUCUGGGAAUAUUUGGCGAGGCUCCGCUCUCAUCAUAACAGCAUCCAAAGCCUCCUGUUUGGCGUUCACCUGGACAGCAACGAGCCCAGGCUGCUGAGCCUCGGGAAAGACAGGUUCCUGAUCGAGUACAAUCUUAUCAAGAGCUACAAAGACCACCUGGAAGUGCUGGACAUUCACCGCACCGACCAGGGCACCUACCCGACCUGUAUGAUCUGGUACCCGCCGCUCACCAAGGAACUCUUCCUGCUUGUCUGUAACAGCUGCUACAAAGUGAAGCUUUUCAAUUCCACCACAAAAAUGUGCAGAAAGACACUUCUCGGACCGGCUUACGGGUCUCCUAUCCAGCACACUCAGGUGCUUCCGGUCAAGAACACAUUCGAGCUGCAGAAACGGCACUUGGUGUUCAUCAACAACGACAAGGUCGGACUCCAGAUCUUACCCGUUGACGGCAACCCACACAAAACAUGUGCUAUCAUCUGCCACCCAAGCGGCGUGGCUGGAAUGGCCCUUUCCUAUGAUGGCCGAUAUGCCUUCACAGCAGGAGGCCAAGACUGCUCAGUGGCACAGUGGGAAAUCAACUUAAGUGCCCUGGAGGCGGCUGUUUCUCUUGGGGGUGAAGACUUGACCCCGUUCUACGGUCUGGUGUCUGGCGGCAGGGAAGGAAAAUUCUACAGGGAGCUGGAGGAUUACUUUUAUUAUUCUCAGCUCCGCAGCCAAGGUAUCGAUACGAUGGAGACCAGGCAGGUGUCGGAACACAUCUGCCUGUCGGAGCUCCCCUUCGUCAUGAGAGCAAUUGGUUUUUACCCAUCGGAGGAGAAGAUUGAGGACAUGUUUAAUGAGAUCAAAUUUAGUGAAUACGUGGACACUGGGAACCUCAUCGACAAAAUCAACUUACCAGAUUUCCUCAAAGUUUAUCUUAAUCAUAGGCUGCCUUUUGGUAACACCCUGACUGGCAUCCAGGAGAGCUUUAACAUACUUGGUUUCAAAAAUUCGGAAGGGAAAAUGGUUAUUCGGAGAGAGGAUUUCCUGAACUUGCUCCUCACUAAAGGUGAGCACAUGACAGAGGAGGAGAUGUAUGACUGCUUUGCCACGCUGUUCGGCCUGAAACCUGAGGGGUGGAAACUGGAGCCCGCAUCCUCCUCCGUCAGAGAGCCAGAAAUCUGCCUCGAAGACGAACUUCCAGAGGAAAUCACUGCAGAAAUAUUCGCGACUGAAAUUCUUGGCUUAACCAUCUCUGACAGUUCCGGACUGUCGGAUCAGUGAAGUCCCUGAGAACGUUGGCAGCACAAAGGGCUUUGUGGGUGCUUGCACACGCGUGUGCGUGUUUUCCAGGAGGCGUUCUUUUUUCUGUAUAUGCCGACCCCGCCGCCCUUUAGAGCCUUUACAUUAAAAGCAGAUUUCUCAUAGGCAACGGAUCUCACUGAAUUGGACAUUGUGUUGUCUGUGAAAGGGAAGAGUGUGGGUGAAGGAGAGAACAGGCCUGGCAGC
Onychomys torridus (southern grasshopper mouse) is the source of this 3198-nucleotide messenger RNA. RefSeq names its product cilia and flagella associated protein 251 (gene Cfap251). NCBI's taxonomy places the organism in Eukaryota, Metazoa, Chordata, Mammalia, Rodentia, Cricetidae. The record is from RefSeq and is a predicted model, not a curated record. Gene Ontology annotation, molecular function: protein binding. The transcript is spliced from 18 exons. The coding region runs from base 118 to 2973 and encodes 951 amino acids. Gene Ontology annotation, cellular component: sperm flagellum.